AAGAAAAUUAUUCUAUAAAUAAACGUAUCCACUUCGACUCUUUUUCUGAAGCCAAUUCGACCACCAUUUUCAUCUAUCCAGAAUGGCCACUUCAACUCAAACCCCAGUCCGUUUCGGCAUAAUCGGCUGCGCAGACAUAGCUCGCAAGCUUUGCAGAGCCAUCGAUCUCGCGCCCAACGCGGUUCUCUCCGCCGUGGCGAGCCGUUCGCUUGAGAAAGCCGCUAGCUUUGCAAGAGCCAACAAUUGCUCCACCGAAGUCAAGAUCUAUGGCUCUUAUGAAGGCGUUAUUGAAGACCCCACUAUCGACGCCAUCUAUUUGCCUCUGCCCACUUCGCUGCACGUAAAAUGGGCCCUGAAAGUGGCCCAAAGUAAGAAGCAUUUGCUGAUGGAGAAGCCGGUCGCCAUGAACGUGCAGAAGUUUGAUGAAAUUGCUAAAGCGUGUGAGGAGAACGGAGUUCAGUUCAUGGAUGGUACCAUGUGGGUCCAUCAUCCCAGGAAUGCGAAAAUGAGGGAGUUUCUUGAUGAUACGGAGCUUUUUGGCCAGCUCAAAAGGAUACACACAUACUUCUCAUUUGCUUCAGGUGAUGAUUUUCUCAAAAAUGAUAUCCGUGUAAAGCCAGAUCUUGAUGGUCUUGGUUCUCUUGGGGAUACCGGUUGGUAUUGCAUCAGGGCAAUCCUAUGGGCAGCUGAUUAUGAACUGCCAAAAACAGUUACAGCUUUGCCUGGGCCAGUUCUCAAUGAAGCAGGGGUAAUCUUGUCUUGCGGGGCUUCUCUUCAUUGGGAAGAUGGGAAGGUAGCCACCCUCCAUUGCUCCUUUCUAGAAAGUUUGACAAUGGACAUAACUGCAACUGGAACAAAAGGAACCUUGCAUGUUCAUGACUUUGUGAUUCCAUUUCAAGAGAACGAGGCCUCUUUCAGCACUGGCGCUAAAUGUUUUUUCAAUGAUCUUGUGACUGGAUGGACUCCCUUGCCAAGCGAGCACACCGUAAUCACAGACCUCCCUCAAGAAGUCCGCAUGGUGAGAGAGUUUUCUUGCUUGGUUGGUGACAUUAAAAAUGGUGCCAAGCCUGAGAGCAAGUGGCCAAUCAUAAGUAGGAAGACACAGAUAAUUUUGGAUGCUGUCAAGACAUCAAUUGAAAAAGAUCUCACCCCUGUUACAGUUGAGUGGUAAAUGAGGUUUGCCCCACUGUGGUUGGCCUUUUCAUUGCUCUUAUCAUUAACGUUAUGUUAUGAUCUGUACUUAGAUUUGUAUUCUAGAUUGUGAGCCUGAAAAAACUGCUUCUGUGUUUAAGUUAUGAGGUUUGUGUGCGAUAAAUAAGGAUUACCAUCUUCCUCUGUAAUGUAAAUUUUGCCUUGUUUAAUGGGGGUGGUUGCAAGGUAAUGUUACCGGUCAACUAUUACAUC
Messenger RNA from Mangifera indica (mango), 1404 nucleotides. RefSeq lists its product as uncharacterized. Gene Ontology annotation, molecular function: nucleotide binding. The record is from RefSeq and is a predicted model, not a curated record. NCBI's taxonomy places the organism in Eukaryota, Viridiplantae, Streptophyta, Magnoliopsida, Sapindales, Anacardiaceae. The coding region runs from base 83 to 1171 and encodes 362 amino acids. The transcript has 2 exons.